Molecule: messenger RNA, 1056 nt
Organism: Rosa chinensis
Lineage: Eukaryota; Viridiplantae; Streptophyta; Magnoliopsida; Rosales; Rosaceae
Exons: 6
Coding region: 246-857 (203 amino acids)
Source: RefSeq, a predicted model, not a curated record
GGAACAGAAACUGACCUUUGGUAUAUAGUAAAUUUGACAACCCACCGAAGCAGAACCGAACAUAAUAUCCUGUCUCGGGCAAACUCCAUCGCCGACUUCCCUCUUAGCUUGUCUGAUUGAUUAAAGGUAGGAGCUAAAAGGGAUCUGAGGAAAAAGAAGAUUCUCCUUCUCGGGGCCUGGGGCUUGGCUUUGUUAUCAGCUGGUGCUUCUUCAGAAUUGAGGGUUUUCUUGAAAAUAGACGAAAGAUGUCAAGCAAGGCAGAAACUGAGAAUGAAGAGGUUUUGGGGCUCAAAAAGGAGAUUGUGGAAUGCCAAAAGGAAAUGCAGGUGCUAUUGUAUGAGAUAUCAUUGUGGUCUCAGGAAUGUAAAGGCAUGGAGCAGUUAAAGGAAGAAUAUGUAACUAGCCUGAGAGAAAAUAUAGAAAGGAAUGUGAGGGAUCAUUGUGAAUCUGAAAAGGCAAUCAAGAGUCUGAAGGCAUCUUUGGACAAUGAGUUGGAAAAUAAAUCCAAACUUGAGAAGACUUUGAAAGAGAAGCAAAAGUAUCUUAAACACAAAAGAGAAUCACAGCUUCGGUUGGAUGAGCUAUAUAAAAGUUUGUCUGAUGAUGAGUUCGACGAUGAUGUGUCAGACGAUAGUGAGGUCGAAGAGAUGGAGAAGAAACUGCUGAACUUGAAUACUUUUUGUUCUGCUAUGUACUCUACUCUCCAAUUGGGGGAGUCCAUUGGUGAACUUCACACAACAUGCUCUACUGUCAAAGAUGCUAAGCGUGAUCAUGUUGGCGGACAAAAUUUGCGAAAAAGGAAAGGACGUGCAAAAAAUCUUCAAAAGGAAAGAAGUUUUGAAACCCUCGUGACAUGAAAAUGAUGAGGACUGAUUGGAGCAUGUUGGACGUGGGUGGUUUGCACUUAACGGCAUUUCACAUUGUUUAAACUAAAAAUUUCUGGUAUGUUAAAAAAAUUAAAUAAAAUAAAAAUGAAAAAUAAAAUUUCUGGUUUAAUGUGUUUGUUACGGAUAAUCUCUCCCUUUUGUUUCUUGUAUUUAGGUUAAUUUGUCUUGA